Molecule: messenger RNA, 1244 nt
Organism: Meloidogyne enterolobii
Lineage: Eukaryota; Metazoa; Nematoda; Chromadorea; Rhabditida; Meloidogynidae
Source: the annotation of a GenBank genome assembly
UUUUUAUUCACAAAAUGUCCUCUUCUACUUCACAAAUUCCUUCAACAAGUAUAAAACAAGAUAUUUAUGACGAUGAUUUUGAUAUUGUUGAGAAUUAUGAAACUAACAUUUUAAUGGAUUCUCAAGAAAUUGAAGAUAUUGAAAGAGAAAAGGAAGAUGAAGAAGAAGAAAAUAAUGAAGAGGAUGAAGAAUGUGGAGAAGAAGGAGAAGGGGAGGAAGAGGAAGAACAAAAAGUUGUUGGAAGAAAGACUAGAGGGAAAUAUGGAAAGAAGACGGCUAUUCAUCGAGCUGCUGAACGUUCUAUAAUGUCGGCAUUGAAAACUGAUGUGGAUAAUUUGGCUAGACAAUUUUGUUCAAAUAAUACAGAUUUGAGUUUGGCCAGAUUUUCUAAACUUUUUCAAGCUAUGGAUUUUGCUACUAUUUUUCUUGGAAGAUUUACUAAUUCUGAUUUAGUUGAGUUUUCUGAGAAUCUCUUUCACUACAUUUCGAGUUACAUGUUUAAUCCUCUACCCGAUAAACAAAUUCCAAAUUAUUUUGAAGGAGAAAUUAAUGAAAAUAAAUGGAAACAAAUGUUUAUUGCGCCAGAGAAGAGAAGUGAUGCUGAACGAAUUUUUGGAAUUUUUAUUGCUUACAGUCUUUAUUUUGUCCAACCCUCACAAUUUGUUGUUCCAAUCCACGUAACUGUUCCCCAGAUGGAUGAUUUGAACGAAUAUAUGGAAACUGUUUUGUUACCUGAUGAACAAUUUGAUGCUCUUUUUUGUUUAUUUCGUUUAUCAAAUUUAAAUGCUUUUGCUAUUUAUCCGUGUGAUGGAACGUUCAAUCCUUUGUUACACAGACAUUUUCGUUUGCGUUUUGAUCCGGACAAUUUUGAAUUUGAACAGCGAAAGCUUAUGAAUAUGGAUAAUUUUCCUCAUCUUCGAGCAUUAAUUGACAGUCCUUUUUUUAAGGAAGCAGAACAUUUACAUGAGCGUUAUGCUAAAGGUAAACAAGAUAUAGUCAAUCAAGCAUCUACUAGUGGAGGUGAAGUAUUGCCACAAAAUGCCCUGACACAACGAGAUGGUCCAUGCACUUUGGUUACCAAACUUUUAAAUAAAGUUGAACGUUCAUUUGCUGCUGACAACGCUAUUUUGGACAGUACAAAAUCUAACAAUAAUAACAGCUCUCCACCAAAGUCUAAAAGAUCAAAACUUCAACAUAAUUCAAAGCCUUUAUCUUCUUCAAUUAGUUUUGUUGAUUUUAAAUAA